AUGAAUCAGCAAAAUACAAUCCGUGCUCUUCAGGCAAUCCGUGCUCUUGGCCAGAAAAUUCUGAAAUCGGAAGGGGACUUAGACCGAUGCUUCCAUCUUUUAUUUCUAGACGGAUUACAGCAUGGAUUGGUAAGGUUUACAGCAUGGAUUGAGGAUCAAGAACGUCCAGAAAACCGAAAUCCAGAAGAGCAACGUCAAGAGGAAGGUCCAGAAAACCAAGAAGAUCCUGAUAAUCAACCACAAAUUCUUCUUGUUAUCCGAAGGCCAGCAGUUACCGCUCCAGAAGCCCCAGUUGUAGAAAGACCUGCUCCAGAGGAGCAAAGAGAGGUUGUUGGACUAGAAGGACAACGGGAAGCACAACCCGGAGAGCAACCAGAUCCAAAUGUAUUCUUUAUUCCACCAGAACGACGGGUUGGUGAUGACGGAGUUCCACUUCCACGAAAUCAAGAUGAACCACGCCAAGAGGAUCUAGAAGGUCAAGAAAACAGGAGACCAGAAGAGCCACGUCAAUGA
This is a messenger RNA of Caenorhabditis briggsae, 513 nucleotides long. Bases 1 to 513 code for a protein of 170 amino acids. The record is from RefSeq and is a predicted model, not a curated record. Lineage: Eukaryota; Metazoa; Nematoda; Chromadorea; Rhabditida; Rhabditidae. The transcript has 3 exons.